Molecule: messenger RNA, 2066 nt
Organism: Eublepharis macularius
Lineage: Eukaryota; Metazoa; Chordata; Lepidosauria; Squamata; Eublepharidae
Gene: NUCB1
Product: nucleobindin 1
Exons: 13
Coding region: 96-1463 (455 amino acids)
Cellular component (GO): extracellular exosome; endoplasmic reticulum-Golgi intermediate compartment
Molecular function (GO): calcium ion binding
Source: RefSeq, a predicted model, not a curated record
CGGGGAAUAGCGAAAGGAAGUGGCCUUCGGGGCGCGGGGAAGGUGGUGGAAUAGUCGGGUUGCUUUAGAGUCCAAGGUUAUAGACACAGGAGGCAAUGCAUCUGACGUGGCUCAUAAGUGCUGCCCUUUUGGGACUGGCAACCUGUGUGCCCAUUGAACGUCCCAAGGAGAAACAAGAGGAAGAAACUCCCCCGGAACCGUCAGACACAGGCCUUUUUUACCACCGCUACCUUCAGGAAGUCAUCAACGUGUUGGAAACGGAUGGGCACUUCCGAGAGAAGCUCCAGGCAGCCAAUGCUGAGGACAUCAAGAGUGGGAAACUGAGCAAAGAGCUGGAUUUUGUCAGCCACCACGUCCGCACCAAACUGGAUGAACUGAAGCGUCAGGAAGUGUCCCGGCUCCGGAUGCUUUUGAAGGCCAAGAUGGAUGCCAACAUGGAACAAGAUGUUCAGAUCGAUCACCGGAAUUUACUGAAGCAGUUUGAACAUCUAGACCCUCAAAACCAGCACACGUUCGAAGCGCGAGACUUGGAGUUGCUUAUUCAGACUGCUACUAAGCACCUAGAGAACUUCGAUGCGGACCACCACAAUGAGUUCAAGCGCUAUGAGAUGAUGAAGGAACAUGAGCGGCGAGAGUACCUGAAGUCUCUGGAUGAGGAGAAGCGUCGUGAGGAGGAAGCGCGUUUCGAGGAGCUCAAGAAGAAACACAAAGAGCACCCGAAAGUCAAUGCCCCAGGAAGUCAAGAUCAACUCAAGGAGGUCUGGCAGGAGACCGAUGGCUUAGACCCCAAUGAGUUCGACCCCAAGACCUUCUUCAACUUGCAUGAUACCAACAGCGAUGGGGUCUUGGACGAGCAGGAGUUAGAGGCUCUUUUCACCAAGGAGCUGGAGAAAGUGUAUGAUCCCCGUAACGAGGAAGAUGACAUGCUAGAAAUGGAAGAAGAGCGACUGCGCAUGCGUGAGCAUGUAAUGAAAAAUGUGGAUCUUAAUAAGGACAGGCUGGUGAACCUGGAUGAGUUUCUCAAAUCUACGCAGAGGAAGGAUUUUAAUGAAGCUGAUGGAUGGAAGACAGUGGAAGAAACGCAGGUCUAUUCCGAGGCAGAGCUUCAGCGCUUUGAGGCAGAGUUAGUGGCCCAGGAGACGGAGCUAGGCCGGCGUGCAGAGCAGCUCCGCCGCCAGCAUGAAGAACUUCAGCAGCGGCAAGUGCAGCUCGAUGCCCAGAAGAAGGAGUAUCAGCAGGCUGUGCUCCAAAUGGAACAGAGGAAAUCCCAGCCUCAGCCUGAGCAAGGACAUCCAGCUGGACCAGGGGGUGAGCUGAAGUUUCAAGCGCAGCCUCCCCAUGCAGCCCCAGGAGACCACCAGUUUUUGCCUGAUUCCCAUCCUGGAGCGCCAGACCAUGCUCCUCAACAGAACCAAGUAGAACCUUCUCGGAGCCAACAGCACCCUGAAGUUGAGAUCCAGUAGAACGCUGGAGCAGGAAGGGAGUUGUUGAAGCCUUACUAUUCAGGGACUGCUGUUUGGGAAAUAAUUAAGAGAGUGUGCCCCCCCUCACCUGCAGCCUGAAAUGGUACAGCCCAUUUUAACUCCUCAGAAUUCUGUCACUUCAUUUUUCUGUAAUAUCUAAUCGAGACCUGUGGCAGAGCGAAAAUCUUGAACGAUGGGAGGAGCUUAUUAAAAACUCUCCACCUUUUUUUUUUACUGAACAGGGCUCUGUCCCUCCUACCUAACCAGAAUAAACCUCUGAGGGAGCCCAGGAUGGGGCUCUAAUGAGGGAGGUGGGGGCGUGUUUGCCAUUUAGAAGGGGAGGGGGGAGGUGAAGUGACCCCCUCUGCCCUGAAUGUCGCCCUUGGGUUCUGAAUGCUUGAGGAAAAUAAAAGGUGGGAGGUAUGAAGUUGCUAUUCAGUAUUCUGUGCUGUGCCUCCUUCCUCCUCCCCUGACUUUGACUUCUCAUAAUGGAAUUGCAGUGUUGCACCUUUUAAAAAUACAGAGCCAUGGAACAGCUGAAAUUUGGCUGUGGUUUUUGGAAUUAUUUGAGUCCUUUUUAUUUAAUAAAGUUGUAACACCCCA